This is a messenger RNA of Closterium sp. NIES-65, 387 nucleotides long. Lineage: Eukaryota; Viridiplantae; Streptophyta; Zygnematophyceae; Desmidiales; Closteriaceae. The record is from the annotation of a GenBank genome assembly.
AUGCUGACCCCACUUCGGUCGGUGCGGCGUCUGCCCCUAGCGGGAGACGCCGCUCUGGCAAGGGCAAGGGGGGCAAGGGAGCGGGUGGGACCAGCGGGGGCGGUGGAGGUGGAGGUGGAGGCGGCGGAGGGAGUGGGGGUGGCGGUGGAGGUGGUGGCGGGGGUGGGGGUGCUAGUGGCGGCAGUGGAGGCGGAGGUGGCGGCGGCGGUGGCGGUGGGAGCGGAGGUGGCGGAGGCGGUGGCGGUGGAGGAGGAGGCGGGAGUGGCGGUGGUGGAGGUGGUCGGAGUGGGGCUUCGCAGCGGAGCAGCAUUGGAGGUGGUCAGCGCCAGCAGCAGCAGCGUUCUCGCGACGUCCCCACCCCUCAGCAGCUCCGUGUGUCCCAAGUAG